AUGGGGCAAGGAGGUCAGGUAGGUUGCCUGUUCCUUCUUUUGGUUUCUAGUGAGUUGGUGUCUGUUGAUCUUUGUAGCUCUUCUAGUUCCAGAUCCUUUCUUAGAGACAGUGAUCUCCUAAGACCAGAUUAUAAAUCUUCUCCUAUCCGUUCUUCAUGGGGCCGCAGAUCUCGAGCUCAGUUUUUGCCUGUGAGGGUCCAAUGUCUAGAAACGAAGUUGGUGGCAAACAUUCAGAGAGACCUCUUUGGGAAGGGAAACUUGAUCAAUCCUUCAGACUUAACUCUUGGACCAGGUGCCUGCCAAUAUACUGCCUUCCAUGAAUCAAAUGAUACUAUUGUCUUCGAGGCAGGGCUCCAUGAGUGUGGCAGUAAGCUUCAGGUGACCACAGACUUGCUGGUUUAUGGCAUAAAUCUAUAUUAUAACCCAACUCCUGUUGACAACUCUGUUAUUCUACGAAACAGUCCAGCUGUGAUUUUAAUUGAGUGCUCUUAUCCAAGGAGGAGCAACGUGAGCAGCAAGGCUAUCCAGCCAACCUGGACUCCGUUUGGUUCUACGCCGUCCUCACAGAAAGGGCUGAAGUUCGCCUUGCGACUGAUGACUGAUGACUGGAGUACUAAGACGGCUUCUUCUAGCUAUCGACUUGGGGACGUUAUUUCUAUCCGAGAUGAUGUGAACACUGGAAGUCAUGUGGCUCUGAGACUCUUCAUUGAUAGCUGUAUGGCUACGUUGAAACCAAACCAAGAUUCAACUCCUCGUUAUGCUAUCAUUGAUUUCCAUGGGUGUCUGGUUGAUGGCCGGUCAGAAAAUGUUGGGUCAACCUUCAUCUCCCCAAGGCCCAAGCCAGAGACCCUUCGGUUUAUAGUUGAUACUUUUAAGUUUUCAAGGGAAGCCAAGGAUCAGAUCUAUAUUAUGUGCCACCUGAAGGUCACUGAAGCUGCCGAUGUGCCAGAUCCUUCAAACAAAGCUUGUUCCUUCAACACAUCAAGCCAGGAAUGGUCUCCUGUAGAGGGUACAGAGAAUAUCUGUAGCUGUUGUGAAACUGGUAGCUGCAGGAAAGGCCAUCUUCCAAAUAGACUUACCUGAAGUCACUGGAAAAGGAAUAAAUUGUAUUGGAAAGAUGUUCCUAGAAAAGAAACUGAGGCUGAUGUGGUAGUUGGACCUCUGGUCAUUUCUGAUGUGACAAUGCAUCCCAGCAGCAUUGCUAGCCAGGACAAAAUGGCUAGAACCAACUCCCAAGGUCUGGAGAAAGUACCUCAAACACUGCUACUGGCUGCUGGAUAUGUACUAUUUUUUUAUCUCUCAUACUAA
Messenger RNA from Vombatus ursinus (common wombat), 1308 nucleotides. RefSeq names its product zona pellucida sperm-binding protein 3-like. Gene Ontology annotation, molecular function: acrosin binding. The record is from RefSeq and is a predicted model, not a curated record. Gene Ontology annotation, cellular component: extracellular matrix. NCBI's taxonomy places the organism in Eukaryota, Metazoa, Chordata, Mammalia, Diprotodontia, Vombatidae. Gene Ontology annotation, biological process: positive regulation of acrosome reaction; egg coat formation; binding of sperm to zona pellucida.